Gastrolobium bilobum is the source of this 1303-nucleotide messenger RNA. RefSeq lists its product as uncharacterized. The transcript has 5 exons. Gene Ontology annotation, molecular function: ubiquitin binding. The coding region runs from base 214 to 1020 and encodes 268 amino acids. NCBI's taxonomy places the organism in Eukaryota, Viridiplantae, Streptophyta, Magnoliopsida, Fabales, Fabaceae. The record is from RefSeq and is a predicted model, not a curated record.
CUGAAUCGCAUACGAAAACUACUCCCCUAUCCCUUUUCCCUUUUCCCCUUUCCUCCUCCAUUUCUUUGUUAGCGCAACCCUAACCAAACCCUAUUUUUUUCAUUUUGGGAAAAUCGGAUUGAAUUGGAAUUUUGGGGAAGAACAGAGAACAAGAAAGAAAGGAGAAAGAAGAUAAUAGAAGAAGAAAGAAAGAAGACGACGCACUAUUGAACGAUGUCUGCUGCGGUGUGCAGAAGCAAGAGACCUUUCUGCGAAGACCUUCCUCCUUCACCACCUGUAUCCAAGAGGCUGCGUUGUUCCUCCUCCCCAAUUCGCAUUUUGCUUCCCACCCUCAUCGAUCAUCUUCGCCCUCUCUUUCCUCAUAUGGAAGACGAGAUCCUUGAGAAAGCACUCCAAGAAUGUGGCAAUGAUCUAGAUGCUGCCAUCAAGAGCCUGCACGGGCUUUGCCUUGGAUCUGCAGAUGAAAAUUCUGGAACUGCUCAACAACCACAGGCUAACGUCGAGACAGAUUUUUUAGAAAAACUUGCUGGUACGUUGGAAGAUAAUAAUAAUAGGGAUGAUGCUUCUGCUUCUGGGAACAAGCCGGCUUCCAACAAUCUUCCUGCAGAUGGAGCAGAAUGGAUUGAAUUGUUCGUUAGAGAAAUGACGUGUGCUACUAGUGUUGAUGAUGCCAGAGCCCGUGCUGCUAGACUGCUGGAGGUUCUAGAGAAAUCAAUCAGUGCACAUGCAAGUUCUGAGGCAGCAUCAGCUCUUCAAAGGGAAAAUUUGAUCCUCAAGGAGCAAAUUGAAGCCUUGACUAAGGAGAAAAAUUGUUUUAAAAGCGCUUUUAGGAUCCAGCUUGAACGUCUUUCUGAUUAUGAGGACAAAAACCAAGAGGUGCAGCAGUUGAAGCAGUUGGUGUCUCAAUACCAGGAGCAGAUCAGAACACUUGAGGUGAAUAACUAUGCUUUGCGAAUGCAUUUGAAUCAGGCUCAACAGUAUAAUCCAUUUCCUGGGCGUUUCCCUCCUGAUGCCUUCUAAUGCAAUCGAUCUGUAGAAUCUCAUAAUAGAUGCAUUAAAACAGCUACAUCUGUUUAAUUAAUUAUGUUUGAUGCUUUUUAUCUCAAAAAAAAGUGUGUUGUUAUUUGUUACAGUUUGUGUAGUUCCUGUAUGUCAAGGAAUGGUAGCUGUUCCUAGUUCACAGGAGUGAUUCUAUCUUGUCAACCUGGAAUAGAAUUUGACAUUAUAAGUAAGAUUAUUCUUCCCGGUAAUUCAAUUAUUUAUUCCCCAUGAGAUGGUUUUUUUGGCAGUAAGUGUACUGUAA